GGCUUCUGGGUAGUCGUUGCUACGGCGAAAAGCUGCCGGUUUGUGUACAUCCGGGAACUUUGCAUUCCCCUCUCGGCUUCCAGGUUCAGUUGCCCCUUUCUAAAAUGGCGACCAUCACCGAGCUGAAAGCAGUUUUAAAAGAUACACUGGAGAAAAGAGGGGCUCUGGGGCAAAUAAAAGCAAGGAUCCGAGCGGAGGUGUUCAACGCGCUGGAUGACCAAACUGAACCCCGGCCACCAUUGUCCCAUGAAAAUCUUCUUAUCAACGAACUGAUCCGUGAAUACUUGGAAUUCAACAAGUACAAGUAUGCGGCGUCUGUUCUAACGGCAGAAUCUGGCCAGCCAGAAGUUCCCUUGGACAGAGACUUUCUGGUGAAGGAACUAAAUGUCGUUGAAGAUCCAAAAAGCAGAUCGGUGCCGCUUUUGUAUGGGAUUUUGGCCCAGCUGUUGGCUGCUGAUAAAGAAGAAAAGGGCCAGCAGACUUUCCCUGGAUCGUUGCCCUUGCAGGUGGCAAAGUGGAACUUUGGCAUGGCAGCGCACCAGAGGAGGCAAAUGGAUGCUGUUCCGGAGCCAGCCAGCAGCAGGCUGGAAGACCCAUCAGUUUUCCAGGGCAUGCUGAGAUGAAAUCACACUCUGUCGCUUCCUCGUCCAUGCUAGUUACCUGACCCAACACUUCUUAAUGUGUGAAGGGCCUUGGACGUGUGAAGGGCCUUGGACCUCCAUAUGGGUAAGGACCAGAGAAACUGCUGAUUUCUCAUAAACGUUGCCUGGGGCUAUGCAGGGGCAGCCCAAGAGUCGCCUGGGGGAGUGCCAAGGACUUCUUCAGGAGGUGAAAUGAGGCAGACAUUAACAUGCAGACGCAAGAACUUGAGAGAUUCGUCACUCCGGUGUUACUGCGGUUCAGCUGGGUUUCGGUUUCUGGUUUUGCAUUUGUGAAAAUACAGUUUUUGAAUAAAAGCUCAUUCAUUUUUAA
Molecule: messenger RNA, 972 nt
Organism: Sphaerodactylus townsendi
Lineage: Eukaryota; Metazoa; Chordata; Lepidosauria; Squamata; Sphaerodactylidae
Gene: CEP20
Product: centrosomal protein 20
Exons: 5
Coding region: 105-623 (172 amino acids)
Biological process (GO): cilium assembly; microtubule anchoring
Cellular component (GO): centrosome; ciliary basal body; motile cilium
Molecular function (GO): protein binding
Source: RefSeq, a predicted model, not a curated record